AUGCACUAUGGCAUUGGAUUCAGAAAAAUAUGGGUCUUCAAUGAACCCAUCAACAGGGUCACACCAUUGAGACCAUUCAUGAUGCAGUGUCCGACCUACGUAUUACUUAUCCAAGUGCUGGGGCACGUGAAAUGGAGGGUUGUAACGGAAUACUUUGCUCUGUAUGAGCCAGAACUCAUCCACCAGCGUAAGGCCUGUCGCCUUAGAAGGAGACGCUUCUGGGCUGCAGGGGUGAAUGACCUUUUCACAGUGGAUCAGCAUGAUAAGUGGCUCAAGUUCGGUCUUGGGUUGCACACUGGCAUCGAGCCUUUCUCUGGUCGGAUCAUGUGGAUCUGGGUCUGGCACUCUAACCAAAAUCCCCAGCUUAUCCUGAGUUACUAUCUUAACAUGCUUGAGGCACUUGGCCAUAUGCCAAUGGUGACUCAAAGCAAUCCAGGAUCAGAAAAUUACGGGAUCGCAAAUGCUCAUACAAUGCUGCGACAGUGGCACAAUCCAUCUUUGCAUGGCACCCUCCAGCAUCGCUGGAUGCAAAGCAAAAAGAAUGUCAUGCCAGAAAUUGCAUGGAUGGUCUUCCAUUGGAUUUUUAUACCAUGGCUUCAGCAGGAGCUGGAUGCAUAUCAGGAUUGUGUUCACAACACUGCAAAACAACAUGACUGCAACAAAAUUCUUCCUCAUGGAGUACCUAAUCUCAUCUAUGAUUCAUCUGAGGACUUCGGGGCCUUAGAUUUCAAGAUCAAAAUUGAAUGUGAGGCCCUAGAUCAUGUCCAAAAUAUUUACAUCAAGCCCUCUCAUUGCAUGUUUGAUCUAGUUCCAGAGGCUUUUGGCAGGUGCAUCCAAUGCUGCUAUGAUGAGCUUGGUCACCCAGUGGUCACAUGGCAAUCAGCUUGGAACAUCUAUCUACUUCUACUAUGCACAUUGCAGAUGGCUGAUGAACUACUGCACCAGAUUCAGCUGCUGGAUGAUGAUGAAGAUGAUGAAGAUUUUGUACCACUUUUAGAUGACUAUCAAGAUUUACCUUCUCACAAGGAGCCCAAUGGCACCUAUUACAUGGGUGGUGUGGGUGGAGGAUUAGGCCUUGAUACUGAACACCUUCAUCAGCUAGACAGUCUGACAGACAAUGACGAGCCCAACAUCACACUGGGAAUUGACGAAGACUUAGUGGGUCUUGAUCAUGCUGGUUUGGUGGUUUGGGAGUUCUCGGACUGUGAAAGUGAGGACGAAAUGGUGAAUGAGUGGUGA
This is a messenger RNA of Suillus bovinus, 1239 nucleotides long. RefSeq lists its product as uncharacterized. The coding region runs from base 1 to 1239 and encodes 412 amino acids. The record is from RefSeq and is a predicted model, not a curated record. The transcript is spliced from 8 exons. NCBI's taxonomy places the organism in Eukaryota, Fungi, Basidiomycota, Agaricomycetes, Boletales, Suillaceae.